This is a messenger RNA of Carassius auratus (goldfish), 1237 nucleotides long. RefSeq names its product ral guanine nucleotide dissociation stimulator-like. The record is from RefSeq and is a predicted model, not a curated record. Gene Ontology annotation, biological process: signal transduction. The annotation marks the transcript as partial. NCBI's taxonomy places the organism in Eukaryota, Metazoa, Chordata, Actinopteri, Cypriniformes, Cyprinidae. The transcript is spliced from 7 exons.
GCUGUUCUGGUUUCCUGCAGCUACAGUCAGUCGUGUGAGAUCGAGCCGCUCUCUGAAUCCGCCUCCAACACGCUGAGAGCCAAGAAGAGCUCAGGGAUCAUGAAGAGAUGGAGCGAUCGGCAGCCCGUGGGUUCAGGAGAAGCCGGAUGCAGUGGAUCUGGAAGCUCUCACUCCAAGUCUUUCGAUCAGCUGCGCUUCCCUCCGGCGACAAAGUCGCUAAGUUGGCAACACUGGGGCGACGGAGGCGACUCUCUCAGCGUGACGUCUGCAGGCUCCAGCAGCUCUGAUGUAGAGGAGGUCAACAUCAGCUUCAUCUCUGAUUCACCCGACGCUCUGGAGAGGAAGACCUCCACGCCCUUCGUAAAACAUUCCAAUUCUACCUUAGGGAAGUGCGGCCCUACGGCAGACCUGAUUCCCACGUUCUGGGAGUCCACGUCUCUGUCGUCUCUGGACGCGUCGGGUCUCGGCUCAGGUUCUGGCUCCAGCAGUGCCUCCUCGUCUUCGGUGUCGUCCACACCGGUCACAGGGUCUCGCUCACACAAGCGCUCCGUCUCCGGCGUGUCCAGCUACUCGUCUCUUUCUCUGCCACUUUACAACCAGCAGGUGGACGACUGCUGCAUCAUCAGAGUCAGUCUGGACGUGGACAACGGGAACAUGUACAAGAGCAUACUGGUCACGAGUCAGGAUAAGACUCCAGCAGUCGUGAGGAAAGCCAUGGUCAAACACAACCUGGACGGCGAGCGAGCCGAGGAGUAUGAGCUGGUUCAGAAGAUCAGUGAGGAAAAGGAGCUGAAGAUCCCCGACAACGCCAAUGUUUUUUACGCCAUGAACUCCACGGCCAACUAUGACUUUGUCUUGAAGAAGAGAGGUUUCCCGAGAGCAGGCCGAACCAAACCUGUGUCCAGCUCCACGCUGCCCCGAAUGAGGCAGAAAGGUCUGAAGAUCGCCAAGGGACUCUUCUGAACCCAAACUCAGUGUCAUUCCCUGAUCCCCAAACCUGCUCUGGUCUGUGACAGCUUCAGCUGUGUGCUGUGAACUACACCACCAGGACGACACUGACCCCCGCUGUGGUCACAUGACCGGUCACAUGACAGGAAGAGGCCGCACAUAUCACCACUCUCUGUUACCGCUUGCUGCACACUGUUGCGUGAAAUGGAUUUGUGUGUGAGUGUGAGUGUGAGUGUGAGUGAGUGUGAGUGUGAGUGUGAGUAUGAGUGAGUGUGAGUGUGAGUGUGUG